CUCAUGACCGGUUGGUGGAGAACGAACAGCUGAAACGGGGGAGCGAACCUGCUGGAAAAACAGGACGAGAAGUCCGCUUUCGAGUAGUUCCGGUCCUGGACUGUCGAGAACUGCAGCACAACUUCACGCUGGCACUUGUAAGGGGGUUGUCCAUAGCUUUUGGAGAUGAUCAGCAAGCACUUGAUGAGAUCUGCCAACUAGAGACUGCAAAGCAGUUCCGAAGCUUUGUGGCUUGUCAGCCAGCAAGGGUGCUCUUUGUGCUCGACCAGUACGAGUGUGUCCUCGAACCGGGCAACGACACUCUGAAAGGAUAAGUGGAGACGCUCUUGUUUGAUCAGAGGUCUUUGCUCGUUGCUAGUGCUAGCAGUAUGGCAGUGAGAAAGUUGGUUUCAGCUUCUCACAAGUACCACAAGUGGGUCCAGCUCGACCCCGCUCUCACAAAGAAGGACCUGUUUGCUUGGAACCUGGUGUUUGGGACGAAGGCCGUGCUAACCGAGGAGCGAUACCGGGACUGGCUGGAAAUCCUGGACAGGAACCCGCUUCUGCUACAUGCAUGGUACACGACAUGCAGGGAGGCAGGGGUACCCGUGCGGAGUAUCGAGGGUAAAAGUGAGGAGGAGGCGGCUGAAAUAUUGGAACAGGCUUCGCGAGCAGCAAGGGCGGAGGUGGAUGUCGAGGGUUCGGCGGGGGAAGUCUCUACAGGGAUUGAAUGCGGUGGAUGAGAUAGAAAAAACGGGGCCGAGCAGGCGUUCAAGAACCAGACUAACUCUUCGAGAAAGCGGCAGCGCUAUGAAAAGGGUUUGGUAGAAGAUUACGGGGAAUGGUCUGCUGAGGGGCGGAAGCCAGAGGCAUGGCAACCAGGCCUUGGCCAAUCGAAGCCUAUCAGGGAGCCACGAGAGUUAUCUGGUGAAGCAGCCUCAGGGGGAGGGGACGAGGGGAUGUCUCGAUGGCCUUCCUUUGAGGAUCUGCAUGCAAGGUUCCUUCAGCAUGAAAACGUGCAACAAAUAUAUGCCGGUUUCCAGAGAAGCUAUGCAGAGGCAAAGAGCGAAGGAGAAUUCUCGGUUAAAACGUGGAAGACGACGCACCUGGACCUACUGAUGAGCGGCGAAAACUUUCAAAGGGUCAGUGGCAUCGGCCGCAUCUGUGGUCGGCACUUUGAGCUUGAUAGGUCCGGGUUUCGAGCCAGACCUACGAGCACUUUGGUGAGGAAGUUCUUGGCGCGAUUCCUAGAGCAAAUAGCAGAGAGCGGGGACGACACUUCUGACUGAGUCCGACAUUGUUAGCUUUUGGAUUAGUCAAAAUCAAAUACCUGGGCCCGUGGCGGUGACCGGUGCAAGAUCGAG
Molecule: messenger RNA, 1343 nt
Organism: Klebsormidium nitens
Lineage: Eukaryota; Viridiplantae; Streptophyta; Klebsormidiophyceae; Klebsormidiales; Klebsormidiaceae
Source: the annotation of a GenBank genome assembly